CAAGUUCGUAAACUAGAAAUCGGAGAUAGUCGAAUAGCACUGGCAUUCUUGUUUUUCAUUAAAGUAGCAUUUUUUGGUACAGGAAAUAUUGCAAGUUUAAGUAGUUUUUCUUUACAAAGUGUAUAUAGAUUAACCACAAUCUUUGAUCCAUUUUUAAUGGGUGCAUUAUUAAUAUUUAAAAUAUUAAUUCCGUUUGUUAUAGUUUCUUCAGUAUUCGGAAUUAUUAACAAAUCGUUAAAUUUGCCACCAUUCAAGAUUAUGGAAUUGUUUAUUGGUGAGGUGAUUGUUGAGUUUAAAAAGACUAUAGAUGAAGCUGAUGAAAAGAAGUUUAAGAUGCAAGUUGUCCACGACAUAUCAGAGUUUCAAGAUGGAGAAGAACGUAUUUUAGUUUUAAAAGAUUCAUCCAUACUUGAAAAUGAAGAGGAAGGAGAUCAAUUGGUUUCAAUACAACUAGAGGAACAGCAAAGACUUAAAAAGAACUUAGAAAACAAAAAGAAAAAACCAGUUUAUACUGGCUAUGACGAUGAAGAAUUUAAUUUUGGGGGUGGUGCAACUAAAAAAAGCAUUUUAGCACAUUACGAUGAAGAAAUAGAGAAAAAUAAACGACCUGGAUUUAUGCUAAAUAAUGAUGGCACGGUUAAAUUGAGUGAAGAUGAUAUACGAAACCAAGUAUCGGAAAAAUUAAAGUCAAAUCCUAUUUCUCUGACUUUUGACAAAAUGAAAGAGAUUCAGGAUUAUUACACUAAAGAAGAAGCAGAGGUUACUUUCAAGAAGCCUAAAGUCAAAAAGAAGAAAAAAGUCAGACAGAAGACUACAACUGAUGAUUCAUUGGUAGAGGAAAAACAAACAAAUGAUCCCGAUGCUAUGGAAGUAGAAUCAACUACAACCAUACAAGUUAGAAGACGAGAAAAUCUGGAUGAUGUGAGCUUUGUUGAUGACGAUGAUCUUCAACAAGCUCUAGCUAGAGCGAGAAAAAUGGCUGCAAAAAAAGUAGCAAAAGCUUCUGUGGAAGAAAUUGCAAGAACUUUGACACAAGAACGAGAAACACAGGAAGAAGACGAUGAUGGGCCUGAUAGUGGAUUGGUGAUAUCAGAUACAUCAGAAUUUGUUCGAUCUCUGGCAAUAGCUUCAACAGUAACAAAACUUACAGAAGCUGAUAGUCUAACACCCGAUAAUCGACUUGAUGAUCAACUUGAAGAUGAAAAGCCGGAAGAAGCUGAGACUAACGAUGUUGCAAUGGAAGAAGCUGCUGAAGAAGAAGACGAAAGUGGUGGCUGGAAGACAGCUGGUGCAAUUGAAGACCAGGAUAUGGCCAACGUUAAUGAGGAACCAAAACUAGUUGGUGUAGUCGAAGAAGAACCAUUGGUUAGUACCGGAAUGGCAGCAACAUUAGCUCUCUUGCAACAAAAAGGGUUCUCAAUUAAACCAUCUGAAGAGCAACUCGAGAAAGAGCGUAUUCAAAAAGAGAGACAAAAAUGGCUUGCUGAACAACGCAGAAGGGAUCUUGAAAGGCAAACCGAAAGGGAACGCGAAAAACAAAGAGCUAAAGAAAAGGGCUACCGUGGAGGAGGGGGUGGACGAGAUAGUGACAGUAGUUAUCGUGAUCGUGAGCAUCUUAGAGAAAUGGAAGCGAGAUUUAAGGAUUAUAAGCCAGAUAUCAAUUUAGAGUAUGUUGAUGAAUUUGGAAAUCAAUUAACACCUAAGGAGGCGUUCCGUCAGUUAUCUCAUAAAUUCCAUGGAAAAUCAUCCGGGAAAUCAAAAACAGAGAAGCGUCUCAAGAAACUUGAAGAAGAACGUAAAUUAAAAGCAAUGAGCAGCGUUGAUACACCGUUGAACAUGGCAACUGCUUUGCAAGAGAGACAAAAGGCUAGUGGAAGUGCACAUGUGGUUCUGUCUGUUGGUAACAGAGC
Molecule: messenger RNA, 1910 nt
Organism: Racocetra persica
Lineage: Eukaryota; Fungi; Glomeromycota; Glomeromycetes; Diversisporales; Gigasporaceae
Source: the annotation of a GenBank genome assembly